AUGGAGCGGUGUGCGGAGACCAAGUUGCUGGUGCUGUUGGUGCUGUGGGCAAUACACUGUGGCCAGACCCGAGCUGGUGGGCAGAAUGGCUUCACGGCAGUCAUCGAGGUGACCAACGGGGGCCCCUGGGGCGACUGGACCUGGCCCGAUAUGUGCCCUGACGGAUUUUUCGCCAGCGGAUUCUCACUCAAGGUGGAGCCUCCCCAAGGCAUUCCUGGCGACGACACGGCUCUAAAUGGGAUCCGACUACACUGUUCGCGGGGGAACUCGGAGCGCAACAAGCAAGUGGUCGAGUCCCAGUCUGGAAGGUGGGGCGCAUGGAGUGAACCACUGUGGUGCCCAGGCGGUGGCUACCUCGUGGCCUUCUCGCUUCGCGUGGAGGCACCAGUGACUCCCGGGGACAACACAGCCGUGAAUAACGUGCGCUUCCGCUGCUCAGACGGGUUGGAGUUGGAGGGGCCAGGCCUGACCUGGGGAGAGUUUGGAGACUGGAGCGGAUCAUGCCCCAAAGGCGUGUGCGGCUUGCAGAACAAGAUCGAACAGCCUAGAGGCCUCCGAGAUGAUACUGCACUUAAUGAUGUGCGUUUAUUCUGCUGCCACAGCUGA
This is a messenger RNA of Chrysochloris asiatica (Cape golden mole), 606 nucleotides long. It is a transcript of the gene VMO1, whose product is annotated as vitelline membrane outer layer 1 homolog (chicken). Lineage: Eukaryota; Metazoa; Chordata; Mammalia; Afrosoricida; Chrysochloridae. The transcript has 3 exons. The record is from RefSeq and is a predicted model, not a curated record. The coding region runs from base 1 to 606 and encodes 201 amino acids.